ACAGGAAGUGACGUUCCAGCAGAAAAUGGCGUUCAUAAAGCCUAUGGAUUGCUCUGGUUUGUUAGCCAUCUGAUGUUGGAGCGACCCGGGACUCUGUCUGGCGGCUGACCGACGCCAUGGCAGCGGAUCACCGCUGCCCGCUUCGCUCGUUACGGAACUAAACCCGCAACUUCAUGUCCGACGGAACGCGAGCGUCCUGGUCCAAGAGGGCUUUUUGUGGGCAUUCUCAGCGCCGAGUGGCGCGUGAGAAGCAGGGAAACGCACACGGAGAAAAUGCCAGCGGUCCCUUAGAGCUCAGACAUCGGAAGCCGUGAGUUCACGCCGGGGCUCCAAAAGAACAAACGCGCACUGUUGACAUGUGAUGAAUGUGCAUGUUUGCACGCCCAGGUGAUCACCGCUGGCAAAGGGACAUUGCAAGCAUCAGCUGGAAACCCGGGGCACUGUCCUCUGAUUGGCUGGGACAACCCCCUUCUGACAUGCCCGUGGCCAAUCCCAGGUGUGAUAUGUCGGGGGCGGAUGUGGAGGUCUAUCUAUCCCAGGUGCAUGAUGGGAGCGUGUCGUCGGGCUUCCGGGCUCUCUACGAGGAGCGUCUGCUGCUGGACGUCACGCUCACCAUCGACGAGCAUCACUUCCAGGCCCACAAGGCGCUUCUGGCCACCCAGAGCGACUACUUCCGGGUCAUGUUCACGGCCGACAUGAGGGAGCGGGACCAGGACAAGAUCCACAUGAAGGGGCUGACGGCGGCAGGUUUCGGGCACAUCCUGCGCUUCAUGUACUACGGCUCGCUGGAGCUCAGCAUGCCCACGGUGCAGGAGAUCUUACAGGCGGCCAUGUACGUGCAGCUGACGGAGGCGGUGGAGUUCUGCUGCUCCUUCCUGCUGGCCAAGAUCUGCCUGGAGAACUGCGCCGAGGUCAUGCGCCUCCUGGAGGACUUCAGCGUGGGGGUGGAGGGCGUCCAGGAGCAGCUGGACAACUUCCUGCUCGACAAUUUUGUUCCUCUCAUGAGCCGACCCGACUUCCUGUCCUACCUCAGCCUGGAGAGACUGCAGGCCUAUCUGAACAGCGACGCCCUGAGCCGCUACCCGGAGAUCGAGCUGUACGAGGCGGUCCAGUCGUGGCUGAGACACGACCGGCGGCGCUGGAGACACACGGACACCAUCGUGCAGUCCGUCCGCUUCUGCCUCAUGACCCCGGCCAACAUCUUUGAGAAGGUGAAGACCUCCGAGUUCUACCGGUACUCCCGGCAGCUGCGGCAGGAGGUGGAGCAGGCCCUCAGCUACUUCCACGACGUCAACCAGCAGCCCCUGGCGGAGACGCGCUCCAACCGCAUCCGCUCGCUGCGCCCGCAGACGGCCGUCUUCCGGGGAAUGAUCGGCCACAGCAUGGUGAACAGUAAGAUCCUGCUGCUGCAGCGCCCCAAGGUGUGGUGGGAGCUGGAGGGCCCUCAGGUGCCGCUGCGGCCCGACUGCCUGGCCAUCGUCAACAACUUCGCCUUCCUGCUGGGAGGGGAGGAGCUCGGGCCCGACGGCGAGUUCCACGCCUCGUCCAAAGUCUACCGCUACGACCCCCGCCAGAACUCCUGGCUGCGCAUGGCGGACAUGUCUGUGCCCAGGUCGGAGUUUGCCGUCGGCGUCAUCGGAAAGUUUGUCUACGCGGUGGCGGGCCGCACGCGGGAUGAGACCUUCUACUCCACGGAACGCUACGACAUCACCGAGGACCGCUGGGAGUUCGUGGACCCGUAUCCUGUCAACAAGUAUGGGCACGAGGGCACGGUGCUCGGCGGGAAGCUCUACAUCACGGGCGGAAUCACGUCCUCGUCCACCUCCAAGCAGGUGUGCGUCUUCGACCCGGGGCGGGAGGCAGGCGGAGGCGGUGGCGGUGGCGGCGGGAGCUCGGACUCGCAGAGAACGCGCGGCGGCCGCGGGCAGCCGCUGCCCGGCUCCCACGCCAGCUGCUGGGAGAACAAAUCCAAAAUGAACUACGCCCGCUGCUUCCACAAGAUGAUCUCUCACAACGGGAAGCUGUACGUGUUCGGCGGCGUGUGCGUGAUCCUGCGAGCGUCCUUCGAGUCGCAGGGCUGCCCGUCCACCGAGGUCUACGACCCCGACACGGACGAGUGGACCAUCCUGGCCUCCAUGCCCAUCGGGCGCAGCGGGCACGGCGUGGCCGUGCUGGAGCGUCAGAUCAUGGUGCUGGGCGGCCUGUGUUACAACGGCCACUACAGCGACUCCAUCCUCACCUUCGACCCCGACGAGAACAAGUGGAAGGAGGACGAGUAUCCCAGGAUGCCUUGCAAACUGGACGGUCUGCAGGUGUGCAGCCUGCACUUCCCAGAGUACGUGCUGGAGCACGUCAGACGCUGCAGCUGAGGUCCGCUCGCCAGGGGACCGCCCUCCUUUUUAGUUUUUAAACGCGUCCUCCUGACGAGAGGAGCCCUUCGCUCCCGUGACGGAAGUGCAGCCUCCACGCCGCCGCUCCCGGCCCUCGGUGCGCGCUGCCGAGUCGUCAGGGUCCCGAAAACUUUUAGCUUUUUUUUUCUUUCCAAAAAGUCCAAAAAGUUCUACUGUUCCUGGUUUGGACUGGGCUCCCUUUUCUCUUCUCUGCUGUGGAAGCUCACCUUGGACCCAACAAUCCCAAGGCCUUUACAGUAUGUCCCCAACACGCGUGUAGAAGCCAUCAGCAGAACAACCUGACUCGUUUAGCCGAGUUUGGGCGAGUGCAGCUACUUUUGAUACUCUCCUCACGUGCACUAUUCCUACAACCCGGCCAAACACUACGCUAGUUGGAAUAUUUGCAGAUGUUUGGGCUUCCGACGCGUCCCGCUCGGACUAUUCGAACGUUUUUUUUUUCUUCCACUAUGUCGACAUUCCUCGCCUCCUCCGUGUUUGUUUUCUGAUCUUCACGGGCAGUCGGUGUUUGCCCGCCAGCAGUCGCCCCCACGUCGUGUCUCAGCGCCGCCCGACUGGGUUUGUUUCUUUGUGCAAAGGGCUCAGCACACGUUGCCGUCUUUUUUAUGUUAUUUAUUUAGCAAGCUAUGCAGUAAGUGCGGCGGUUUAUUUAUUACUUGGACCGGGGGUUCGGCGGCUAAUGACAGGACGACACGUACUUUUCUUUUGUUCGGACCGUGCUGGACUGAAUAGUAGAUUGCCAAGAUGCCUCCUUCUCUUUGGGGUUUUUUUCACAUUUGGGCCCAUCCUCAGAUUUAGGAAGAAAGAUAAUACUGUAUAGACAAAAAAAAUCACUUUCAUUUAGCAGCUUUCAAGUGGUUUUGUAACCAUGGUGACGUCUCCGCACCAUGGAUCAGCUGUACAGGCUUCCUUUUCACAUGAUACCAACAAAGUCCACACCAUUUCAUCUUAUUUAUUUCAUGUAAGCUGCUGGUUCUCUGAUCAGGUUCUACAACAUUUCACAUUAGUGUGUGUCCAAAGCGUUGUCACUACUGUUAUUUUCAUAACUAUGCACUUUUUUUUUAAAACGAGUCAUUUUAUUUUUUUUGUCUAACACAUGCUAACUUGCAGUUUGAAAUGGCCACUGAAGUGUCAAAAUGCCUGUUUGAGGAAAGUAUGAUGUGUGUGUGCGUGAGGAUGUGUGUGUGUCAGUCACCCUUUCGUUUCACUGUCAAAGAAAUGUGAUCAAGUGUGACAUUGCCGAGUCGCAGCAUCCUUUAGUCUGUCAGUAUAGGCAAAAAAGAAAAAGUAGGUAAUUACAAAAAAUAACUUCUAUACACACACAGUAUAUCCAUAUAUUUACAGUACCUUGCUACUAUGACUGCAACCAAAAACAGAAGGUAGAAUAAGAUGAACUUGUAAUCUGGGUAAAUCCUCUUUGGAAACUGUUUGUAACUUCUUUCCAGAAAUAAAUGUUUA
Molecule: messenger RNA, 3866 nt
Organism: Entelurus aequoreus (snake pipefish)
Lineage: Eukaryota; Metazoa; Chordata; Actinopteri; Syngnathiformes; Syngnathidae
Gene: klhl15
Product: kelch-like family member 15
Exons: 9
Coding region: 366-2369 (667 amino acids)
Biological process (GO): protein ubiquitination; nuclear protein quality control by the ubiquitin-proteasome system
Cellular component (GO): nucleus; Cul3-RING ubiquitin ligase complex
Molecular function (GO): protein binding
Source: RefSeq, a predicted model, not a curated record